AUGAGUGUCCACGGGAAAGCGCCUAACCCUGAGAAGGGCGCUCGAUAUCUGGCCUCAUUAGACCAGGCGCUGUGCAAUGCGAACUGGGCUGAGGUUCCGGAAUUGGCGCGGAAGGUGGACAAGCACGCUCCGGAGAGAAAGUGUAAGCAGAUUCAAUGACAAUUCCAAGUAACCCCUUGAUCAGGAACACGUACUAACAGUGCAUCGUUCUGUAGGCCUUACUCUCGCCGCACGUACCGAGUGUCACGUCGCCAAUGCCUCUCAUCGUCCCACCUCCGCAUCUUCGGCGACCGCGACGAGCAUACACGGCCUGGGAGAACAAGUCAAGCCUCUGAGUGAUUGUGUUAAAUCAGCAGAGCCCAGGCACCCAGACGAUGCGUACAUUGCGAGCAUAUGCUUAGCGGAAAUACAUUGGCUGAGGGAAGAGCCUGUGGAAGCGCUCAAUGUCUUGGCCGUAGCCCAAGUGUCGACGACGGGGAAGGGGGCAUCUGGACCGCUGGGCUGGUUGGAGGUCUGCGCUGUGAAGGCCAACUUCAUUCGCGCGUCGUGCCUGGAUUCUAGCGGCCGCCAGAUGGACGCACGGGAAGCAUACAAGUCAGCAGUCUCCUCUACUCCGGGAUAUCGAACGCCCGAACUGCGAAUAUGGACAGAAAGAUUGCUAGCUAGGGCAUGCAUGUACAGUGUGAAGAAGAUGCCUUCGCCUUCUCUGGAGGAUUUUGGAGAGACGUACUCAGCUUUCAGUGCUUGGGGAGAGUUCUGGCAACGAGCAUCUUCUGCCCCAGCUGGUAGCAACCCGGGAUCCACGCUUCUAGACAUUCCGCGGCGGCAAGUUUGGAAGGCGUACUACGACCUCCUCUCGACCAUACUGGAGCAUAGGCUACUGUGUAUCAUACAGCCGAAUUCUGGUCCCUCGAUACUGCCUAGCGCCAACGUACCCACUUCUCAGCACCUCGUCGCGAAGCAGCGUCAGAGAACUGAAAUAAAACGAGUGGAGGCCACGUAUGAGUCUUUCCUUCUCCAAGAGACUCAAUUCCCCAAGUCCAGCCAGACCAACAUCGAGGUCGAGGAGUGGGCGGAGCAGGUCAUGCGUAACUGGCGAAUCUUUUCUGGGUCAGACUGGACCGAUGCUGAUCUGGGCGAUGGCGGGAAAAGAGGCGUGUCACGAGCUACGCUUGGUAUACUGUAUCGUGCUGCCACCAAGACCUUUCACUCGACGCCAAUCUUAAGACACCUCUUUACUGUACAUGCUGCGCGAGGAGAAUUCGACCUCGCAAUGCAUGCCUUUGACAGCUAUAUGGAAAUUAUCAACAAGGGUAAAGCUCGGGCCGAGAAGACUGGCAAACACGAGAUUGGAUUCGACAGCGACGACACUGCCAUGCUUACCGCAGCUAACGCAGUCCGCUUUCUGUGCCGCUAUGGAGAUCGAGACCACGCAGAAAAGGCGAUCGAGAUCACCAAAUCAAUGCAGAAAUGGAUGGAACAGCAACGGCCAAGUACGGCCCAAAGUACACAAACGAAUGGCGAAAAGGGUGACGGCGAAAGCCGAUCUUCAAGCCAACCUACCUCUGCAUUGUUGAAAUCCACCACUUUGGCAGCGGCCUAUAGAGCAUCAGGGAUCGCACAGGCUCGCUGGGCGCAACUGACUUAUGAAUCGGAAAGCCGAUCAUCGUUGCUGGCGGAAGCAAACAACAACAUUCAACGAGCCUUGAAGCUCAAUCCCGACAGUCUUGAGACCGCGCACGCUCUGGCACUUGUACUAGCUGAGAUGCGCGACCUAGCUGGGGCGCUUGAAGUUAUUCGAUCUACAAUCGAGACCAAAGAUCCAGCGGCGACAGUAAAUGGUGACGCAUUCGUGUCAUCUUCUCUCGAUCGGCAGCGGCGUCUGAUCCCUCUUUGGCACCUGCUUGCCCUCUGUCUAAGCGCCGAAGACCAAUUCGAUGCUGCAUCUCGCAUGUGCGAGGCAGCUUUUAAACAGUUUGGCGAUCCGCGGGUACUUUUUGGCUCCACAGGUGACGCUGCAACGACCGAUUCGUCAAAUGCACGAGGCCUGGUCGAUCAAAUGGAGAGUCUCGAGAAGGAGAGCUUGCUCCAGAUCAAAAUGACCCAAAUCAUCCUCUUUGAGCUUGUGGAAGGUGCUGAUGAAGCAGUCGACCUUACAGACGAGCUCUUGAGCCUUUACGCAAGACUCUUCGGCAAGCCUGAACAUGUCGUGGCGGAGAUUACAUCAAAACCACCCCAGACUGCGUCUUCUCAGGUGCCCUCAAGGCUAGGAGGAACGCUGAGAAGUAUUACCGGCAGCAUUCGACCCAGAUCAGCAAGAUCAAGCAGAUCUACGCGCAGUAACAAUGGAAAAGACACGCCCAGGCAGCCGUCUGUGAUAUCCGACGAUGGCGCUACAGCAGCGCCUACAACCAACGGGACGCAGACUAUCCCGAAUGAUCAGAAUAUCGGCCCACCUAUCUCGAUCACGGUGACAAAUGAGGAUGGUGUACAGUCAGAGAAGCCUCAACAUCGUCAUCAUCAUCUUCCUCAGCUGCCAUUUCAGAAGCGCGGCCGCAGUCGCAGUGCCGGGCCAAGACAUCGUGCUCCAAGUAUUGCUGAAGAGGGCCCAAACGCACAGAUUAAUGAGAAGGCCGCUGCGGCCGGGCCCGACCCUGCGAAAGCUGUCGCAGAAGCCAAGUCAAAGCCCGACCAACCCAUGAGCAAUGUCGCGCACAACGUGGGCCCCAAUGAAUUACCUCCACCAGCUGGCCAUUCCCAUCAACCGCCUCUCCAAGACGUCCGCCUGCCGGCACCACACCCCGCCUCAGCCUCCGCUAUGCCCGAGCUUCAUCUAUCAUCUUCAUACGAUCGCCGGCAUAAGGUGACCGUCCUAGUGAACGCAUACCUGUUCAGCGCCGAGCUGUACAUACGGGCCGACACAUAUGACGAUGCUGACAACUUGAUCAACGCCGCCGUCAAACUAAUCGAGUCUCUUGAGCAGGAACUGGCAGCUUUUAACGAGCCGACCAAUGCUCGCACGCUGUUCGUGAAAGGCUGGGGCAAUGGGAAGAGCAUCGACGGGCUGUGGGCUGAUGUCUGGGCGACGGUGAGUACAUGCUUCUGACAAUUUUGCACCGCCGUUUGGCUAAUAGUUCAUCAGAAAGCACAUCUUGCAUCCGCCCGUCAACGGCCCCACGAAGCCGUGGCGUCGUUUGAGCAAACUCUUUCACACUACCCCGAUCAUCCUGGUGGGAUUAUCGGCCUCUCUGACCUACUCAUGGACAUCUACGAAGAGAAGCUUCCGGCUGAAGAGCCAACAGCUCCAACACACGCCGUGCCAGCGGCUCCGGCUCCGACCUCACUCAUCAAAGAAGCUCGUCCAACACUGGCAAGACCUGGCACAUCUACAACACUUCCGUCGAGGCGCACCUCCACAGUCGUUGAACCCGAGCCGAUCGAAAUGAAGGAGAGAAAGGUCGAUCCUUCGCCGGAGGAACUGAAUCGACUCGCCGCGCGAGACAGGGCUUACAUGCUUCUGUCGAACCUCACGAAGCAAGGGGCUGGUUGGGACGAUUCUGAAGCAUGGUAUACACUCGCCCGCGCUCACGAGCUGAGUCGCGAAAUUGGCAAGGCUAAGCAAGCUUUGUGGUGGGUUGUCGAACUAGAGCAAAACCGUUCCAUCCGGCCGUUGAAAGAAGUGUUUCCGGGAGGAUAUACCCUUUAA
Messenger RNA from Lecanosticta acicola, 3706 nucleotides. NCBI's taxonomy places the organism in Eukaryota, Fungi, Ascomycota, Dothideomycetes, Mycosphaerellales, Mycosphaerellaceae. The record is from the annotation of a GenBank genome assembly.